CUGACGCCUGCGCAGUGGCCACGCCCCCUGUGUAGUAUCUUUCCGCCGAAGUGUCAGCCGUAAGUGACCACCAAGCCGAAACGCACCAAAAAUGACCGACCAAGGGCUGACGGAUGAAGCAGCUGCCGCUGCGUGUAAAGAGGGAAACCCCAUCACUAAAGACUUCAUGAUGCAGCAGACGAUGCUCCGAGUUAAGGAUCCGGUUAAAUCCCUUGAUUUCUACACACGCAUACUAGGAAUGACGCUGUUACAGAAGUUUGAUUUCCCCGCCAUGCGAUUCUCCCUGUAUUUUCUGGGUUAUGAGGAUAAGAAAGAGAUCCCUGCAGAUGUGAAGGAGAGGACGGCCUGGACGUUCUCCCGUCGAGCCACUAUAGAGCUCACGCAUAACUGGGGCUCAGAGACAGAUGACAGCCAGUCUUACCACAACGGCAACUCAGACCCAAGAGGCUUUGGCCAUAUUGGAAUUGCCGUACCAGAUGUCUAUGCUGCCUGCAAGCUGUUUGAAGAGAGUGGAGUGACCUUUGUAAAAAAGCCUGAUGAUGGAAAAAUGAAGGGCCUGGCCUUUAUUCAGGAUCCUGAUGGUUACUGGAUUGAGAUUCUCAGCCCCAACAACAUGGUCCCCAUCACAUCUUAAAGACUGUUGUUAUGCUGUGACCUGAUCAGAAGACACUAAUAAAAAUCAAGGACAGUUGCAGUUACAGCUUUGUGGACAGCAUGGAAAGCAGUGCACAAUGAAGACGGACAAUCUUUGACAUGAUAGUGGCAGUAUGUUUGGCUAAAAAUAACAGUGUAACAAUAUAAUUGGAGAUUUACUUUUUGAAAUAAUGCAGUCCUCUAGAAUCUAACUGUAAAUGUUUACAUUACUAAAAUAAAAUAGUUUUUGAAUUGAUGCAGGCCUCAAUAGAGUCUAACCUUGAAACCCUACCUUUGUUUGUUAAAAUAAAACAAAGCAAGUAUUUUUGAGUCUUUAA
This is a messenger RNA of Labeo rohita (rohu), 971 nucleotides long. RefSeq names its product glyoxalase 1 (gene glo1). The record is from RefSeq and is a predicted model, not a curated record. The coding region runs from base 92 to 634 and encodes 180 amino acids. NCBI's taxonomy places the organism in Eukaryota, Metazoa, Chordata, Actinopteri, Cypriniformes, Cyprinidae. Gene Ontology annotation, molecular function: lactoylglutathione lyase activity; metal ion binding. The transcript has 6 exons.